AUUCCGCUCCCGGAGCCGCGCGCACCGCAGGCCAUCCCAUAAUAUUCGGGGACCCCCCCCCCCCCCCCCCAAAAGGCUGCCAUGCAGGAGAGCUACGAGAACGUCAUCUCAUUGGCGGAGGAAAUCGCCAUCAGUUGGCCCCGAAUCACCGCCUUCGCUGAGUCCCACCGGCGCCGCGGGAUGGGGGUCGAGCCGCCCGCUCCCCCUGCAGACCCGGCCCUGCAGAGCGACCCUGAGGAGGAGGAGGAGGACGACGACGACGACGACGAAGACGACGACGACGAUGAACCACCCCCACCCCCACCGCCCCCACCGCCCCCACCCCCCCACCCCGAAUCCGGCGACCCCGAAGCCACGCCGGCACCCAAACCCAAACCCCCCAGCCCACCCAACGGUGACGGGACGGCGCCGGCAGCGCCGGGAGAACCCCCCAAAGCCGAAAGCCCACCCCGCUCCGCCAAAAGGGGAGGGGGUGGCAAAACGGGGCGCCGUGGCUUCAAGAAAUACCCCCAGAGGAGCCUUUUGGGCCACGGGAGGUGCCACGACUGCGGCAAAGCUUUGGCUUUUGGUUCUGCCUUCCCCAAACGCCGGCGUGGGGCCGAGAAACCCUACAAGUGCCCCGAAUGCGGCAAGUGCUUUCGGUUGAGCUCGACGCUCAUCACCCACCAACGCCGGCACAACGGGGACAAACCCUACAAGUGCCCCGAGUGCGGCAAAGCCUUCAGCGUGGGUUCAGCCUUCAUCCAACACCAACGGGUCCACGGUGGUGGCGGUGGCGGUGGCGGCGGUUCCGGCACCGCGGCGCCGCCGACUCCGUGCCAAUGCGGGGUGUGCGGUAAAACCUUCCCUGCCAGCUCCGGUUUGGUAAAGCACCAAAAGCAACACCUGGAGGAGAAACCCUACAAAUGCGGGGACUGCGGGAAGGGCUUCAAUUGGAAUUCCCACCUGGAAAGGCAUCGGCGCAUCCACACCGGUGAGAAACCCUACGCCUGUCCCGAAUGCGGUAAGAGCUUCAGUUGGAGCUCCCAUCUGGACCGGCACCGACGGACUCACGGCUCCGGCGCCGGCGCCGCUCAAUGCGGGGAAUGCAUCGGGAAACCCUACGGCAAAAGCCAUCCCAAACGCCGCCACGGCGCCGCGGUUGAGAAACCCUACAAGUGCUCGGAGUGCGGGAAGGGCUUCGGGUUGAGCGCGGCGUUGGCUCGGCACCAACGGGGCCACGGCGCCGGCAAGCCUUACCAAUGCGGGGAGUGCGGGAAGAGCUUCGCUUGGAGUUCCCACCUGGACCGGCACCGUCGGAUCCACGGAGGCGAAAAACCCUAUAAGUGCGGGGACUGCGGGAAGGGUUUCUCGCAGGGAUCCCACCUGGAGAGGCACCGGAGGAUCCACGGCGAGGAAGAGGAGGGGGGGAGGAGGUGGAGGACGGAGAAGGGGAAGUGCAGCGAGUGUGGGAAGAGCGUGGCCGAGAGCGUGAAGCACCAGGGGACCCAAACAGGAGAGAAACCCUACGUGUGCCCCGAAUGCGGGAAGGGCUUCGGGCAGAACUCGGCUCUGGCCAAGCACCGGCGGAUGCACACGGGGGAGAAACCCUAUAAGUGCGGGGACUGCGGGAAGAGCUUCGGGGUCCGUUCCAACCUCAUCAAGCACCAACGCACCCACCUGGGGGACAAACCCUACAAGUGCGGGGAUUGCGGGAAGGGUUUCAUCCAAAAGUCGGACCUGACCAAGCACCGGAGGAUGCACACGGGGGAGAAACCCUACAGCUGCAACGUCUGCGGGAAGUGCUUCAGCGUCUCCUCCAACCUCAUCAAACACCAACGCAUCCACCUCGGGGAGAAGCCCUACGGCUGCCCCGAGUGUGGCAAGAGCUUCAUCCAACGCUCCGAGCUCACCAUCCACCGCCGCGUUCACACCGGAGAGAAGCCCUACGCCUGCCCGGCCUGCGGGAAGUGCUUCAGCCGCAGCUCCCACCUCAACCGGCACCGGAGAACCCAUAGCGGGGAGAAGACCCCCCUGCCGAGCCCCGCUGAUGUCGGAACGCCCCCCUUUCCCACCGGCACCGUUGCUGCCGCCGCCGCCACCGGACCCCCCCUGCCGCUGUCCCCCCUGGAGCUGCCCUGGGCUCUGUCUUUCCCUGCAAGAGCCUUUGUGCCCCCCGGUUUCCCACCGCCUGCCGGUGCCGCUCCCGGCGCGCCGGCGUCGUCCAUGGCCGAGUGAGCGCGGCUGCCGCGGGGGAAUGAUGGCCAAUGGGAUCCUCUUUCCGUGGCUAUAUGAGGACAUGGAGCCAUUGGGAUCCCGUUUUUUGGGACCGUUUGGGGUCAUCCGUCCAUUGGGAGCCAUCGGUUCCCGUUGAUAUGGGGUCAUCCAUUCAUUGGGAGCCAUCAGUUCCCAAAUCCAGGGCCAUAUGGGGUCAUCCAUCCAAUGGGAUCCAUCAGUUCCCGUUACCGUGGCUAUAUGAGGACAUGGAGCCAUUAGGAUCCUGUUUUUGGGACCAUAUGGGGUCAUCCGUCCAUUGGGAGCCAUCGGUUCCCGUUUAUAUGGGGUCAUCCACUCAUUGGGAUCCAUCGGUUCCCGUUACCGUGGCUAUAUGAGGACAUGGAGCCAUUGGGAUCCCGUUUUUGGGACCGUUUGGGGUCAUCCGUCCAUUGGGAUCCAUCGGUUCCCGUUGAUAUGGGGUCAUCCACUCAUUGGGAUCCAUCGGUUCCCAUAUCCAGGUCCAUAUGGGGUCAUCCGUCCAUUGGGAGCCAUCAGUUCCCAAAUCCAGGUCCAUAUGGGGUCAUCCGUCCAUUGGGAGCCA
This is a messenger RNA of Gallus gallus (chicken), 2797 nucleotides long. RefSeq names its product zinc finger protein 252-like. Lineage: Eukaryota; Metazoa; Chordata; Aves; Galliformes; Phasianidae. The record is from RefSeq and is a predicted model, not a curated record. Bases 82 to 2217 code for a protein of 711 amino acids. The transcript is spliced from 4 exons. Gene Ontology annotation, molecular function: DNA-binding transcription factor activity, RNA polymerase II-specific; RNA polymerase II cis-regulatory region sequence-specific DNA binding. Gene Ontology annotation, biological process: regulation of transcription by RNA polymerase II.